AUGUCCGAUGAACACAAUGGCAACCUCAAUCUUAUUCCAAUUUCAACUGUCGAUAAUCAACACUAUCUCCGAAUCCUUCUGCAAUCGAGUCCUUCAACGAUCAGCUUCGAAACAGCGAAUAUCCCGCGAGAUAUACUCGAUAUUCUCAAUGAGGUCUAUUCGAAUCGAAGACACCGUCAAUGUAUCCAUAUGAGCUAUUUCACCUUGUUAUCUAUGACGUUAGCUGUGUUUUUUUGGAUAGGAUAUUGGCUGUCGUAUACUCGUUGUCACAAUAUAAAAAACCCCGAAUCAAAUGCGUUUCUUUGCGAUCUUAUUAUAAUAUUUGAAGUUCUAACAUUUACUCUGAUUGGUAUUUCACCUGUAAUGAUUGUAGCAACAGUGUAUUUGUGGAUAGCUUACUCGUGUUAUAAUCCAUUCGAUUCGAUUCGAGACAACUUUCUUGGCUUUAAGAUCGAAGGCGAACAAUGGAAGAAACAACUAGACUAUUAUUAUCAGAAAAAGAAAACACGUUAUUUUAAUUGUCUGCGAUGUAAACAACAAAAAGAAUUACAUGAACGAGGCCAUGGAUAUAUCAUUCUUUCACCACAUGGGAUAGUUAUUGAUGAAUUGCUUAUGUUUACUGGUAAGAAGAAGAUUAUUCGCGAUGGAAUUGUGUUGGACGACGAGAAAAUGUUAAAUUUGACUUUUAAUCGAACCUGCCAGAGACCCUGGAGAAAUCAAAUAAGUAUUUAUCUACCCGAAGAUCUAAUUAAUCGACAAACGAUGGAGGAAAUAACCGAGUUAUUAAAAAUUUCAAUUAAUACCAAUGCUCUUCUUCCACCUUGCUUCUAA
Molecule: messenger RNA, 831 nt
Organism: Adineta ricciae
Lineage: Eukaryota; Metazoa; Rotifera; Eurotatoria; Adinetida; Adinetidae
Source: the annotation of a GenBank genome assembly